AACAGUGUCUCUCCAUUACGCACACAUCAAACAUAAAUUCCUCCAUACUUCGUCAAAUCCGUCCCAAGUUGUCCCGAUCUCGACCAUGUUUAUACACGGACCUUGGUGCAAAAUGGGGAAUUAAAUUAGAGGCACAGCUUUAAACGCUUCGACUACGGCAUGCAGCAUUUCGAUAUUGACGAUUAGAUGAAGCAAAAAUGCCCUGAUUAUAAAUUCCUUUAAAUGGAAUUAAUAAAAUCAAGGGAGAAAAUACGCGAAUGUCUUCAUUAAGCUAUCGUCAUGAAUUCCCAACCAUCAAAUAAUUAUAUGCCAUCUUAUGGAGUAGCCACUAAACUGCAUAAUGAUAGUGCCACAAGUGCCUCAAGUUUAUCGAAAAAAUCAACGACAAAUAAAAAAAACGCAACGACCAGUCUCAGUGGCUCGGAGACUGAUGUGUCCACUUCGACAGAGAAUUUGAGCCAAGAAGAACGAUAUGUUAUCAAGCAUACAGCUAGACAGGAACCCCAGGGCCAAGAAAAACAAGAGCCUACCGAUGGGUUGACCCAUCAUUCAGGUCGGCAGCUUAGCUUGGACAAUGCCUCCAGUUACAAUACUCUAAUUAUUCAUGCAACUGGCGAAGAUGGACUUGACCCAUGGGCAUCACUGUCUCCUUCAAGGCUCUCUAGUUUGAGAGACAGCUACAUUUCUGCCACAUCAAGUCACUCCAAAGCAAGUUUCCCAUCAUCAUCUGCCUCUUCAUCUCCCACUUUGGCAAGCACCACUCAAGGGCAAACUCGAGAAAUAAAUGAGAUUCCAGACGAUUACUUGAGUCAAUCUCACAUCCUGAAACAUUUAGCCAAAGAAAUGAAGGUCGUCGCACCCGAUAUGAAGGAGGACUAUGAAACAAAUCCUCCACGAAGGCUCCUUCUUCUGGACCUUUCUGCAGAGACUCACUCUCGAAUAACUGGGCAUCGAUAUUCAACCCCAAUUUAUGCCUCGGCUCCCAUCGACGUCCAAGGAAAAUUAGCAUUGAGCAGAUCUCAACCUGAUCUUACUCAAAUUGAGGUUGCCAAAGUUGUACAAGAAAGAACCAGCAAUUCCAUGCACAGGCAGAACGUUAAGAACAAGUCAGGUACUCUUAAAACAGAAGUCGAUUGGCCAGCAUCGGAGAUGAUUCAGUUGCUCGUGAAAGAAAAUAGUUCGCUUAAGACCGAGCUUGAGAUGUGUUACAAAAAAGUUGCCAAAAGUCAAAAGCUGGAAGAAGAGGUAACAAAUAUUCACAGAUCUCACCAAGAGCUCAUGCAGUCUUCUGAGCGAAGGGAAAAACUUGAGCGAGCAGCCCGACAACGUUUGCAGGAGGACAACCGCAUGCUUCGGCAGCAAUAUGAGCUACUGCUAGCUCAAAUGGAGUCGCCACUUUCUGGAGGCACAGCGUCAAAUUCGACAGAAGAAAUUCUCAUAUUGAAGCGUGAAAUUGGCAAAAGGGACACCAUGUUGGCUCAACUGAUGGCGCAAAACAAAGAACUUACCGGGUGCCGAGAACGACAAGAUAUUGAAUUGGCAGCCCAAAGAGCCACCCUACAGGAGCAGCGGACUCACAUAGAUAUUCUCGACACUGCUCUCACCAAUGCGCAGGCAAAUGUGAUGCGUUUGGAAGAGGAGUGUCGAAAGAGGCAGCUUUAUGAAGAAAGGGUUGUCCAGCUCCAACAAAAUCUGAGCUCUUUACAACUGGCAAGGGACAAACUUGAGGGUGAAAUGAAUGAUCUCCGUCUUUCUAGAAGAGCCAAUAACGCCACUGCACAAGGAGGAAUGUUGAGUAGCGAUAAAAAAAUUGAUCCAAAUGGCCAAAGUCUGGAAGUUCAGGAAUUGUUGCUAAAAAUACGGGAGAGAGACGAACGGCUUGUGGCUCUGGAAAAUGAAGUCACUCGAUGGCAGCAGUGGUAUUUGGAAGAAAAUGCUAUGCGGCAGGUAGUCAUAGAUGCUGCGAGCAUACCAAAAGACGCAAAGAUUGCUGCUUUGGAGAAGACAAGCCAAGAAUCCGAGAGGCUCAUGGCUGAAGCGAGAACGGACAAAAUCAGGCAACUGGACGAACUACAUGCAGCCCAGCGGCGUCUUGCCAAUGUUGAAGGACGAUCGCGUGAAUUGGAGUCAAAGCUGGCAGAAAAAGAGGCGAUGAUCAAAGUUCUGCAGCAACAGCACCACUCGAUUGCCAGCAGUGGGUCUGUGUUGUCUAGAGCUUCACCACAUCUUCAUCACAGCAGCAGCAGUAGUUUUCACCGACAACCAAGCCCAUCCCCAAUGAGCAGCAUCAUGCUUUCCUCAUUAGCUGGGAAAAGUAGCCCAUUAACAAGUGAUCUAGGAGCAGCAGUGACAAGCUCCACAACUACUCUCAGCUCUCUCCCCAGAGGACUUUGCAACAUAAGAAGCUCUAGUCUAGGUUUCCAAAGAUCGUCAUCUGUCGUAGCAGAUUACGGUACAUCCUCUGGUCCUCCGUCUACCACCUCGUCCAGUUCGCCCAUGAUUUCAAACCCAACCAAAAAUGCAACAGCAAGUUCUUCCCUAAGCCGCAGCUACAACGAAGACACCAGAAGUUUGGACGAGCAGUUACAAGGACUUGACUCGCAACUUCUGAGCGGGAGAGUCCUAUGCUGUUUUUCAGGGCUCUAUAAUAGGGGCAUUGCAGCAAGAAAAGAAGGACUAUCCCAACCACUACUGGUGGGUUUGAAGCGUCGUCCUCCCUUGAACCCCAGAGAUGACUACAAAACACUCGACAGUGACAAGGAUUCUUCGUCUGGCGUGUACAACCGCUACAAGUCGGCCUCUCCCUCUGGCAAGCAAUUCCAUUCUCGCUACAGUCCCAAUCCUACUGGUUCGCUGCCUCCGACUCCUCCUUUGAACGACAAUGAGCUCUAUUUCAUGCAACGAUAUUCUAACAAGAGCAGUCUACCGCCGACUCCACCAUCGUCUUCCAGCAAGGACAGCUACUUCCGUUACAACCCAGCUUCACUGCCCCCGACACCGCCUCCUCCGUGUAUGGAGGAUCGUCAUCACAAAUCUUCGUCACUUCACGAAACAUCAAAGUGCAACCACGAAAUAAUGCUGCUUGAGAAACAGGGAAGGGCGUCCCAAAAGCAAAGAAGGAGUUCUGCAGGUUCCCAGGCUAGUUCGGACGACAUGAACUCGAGUCGUUUGUGUCUGCCCUCUGCCAUACCAAGGCCUAAAUCAAGACCUCUCGAGUCUCCUCCGUCAACCCCAACAAAGAUGAAUCGCAAGGGAGGUUACAACCGAUUGGAAGAAGCGACCAGCAAGGAGAGCCUGAAUUCAACACUUCCCAGCAACAAUGUAGCAUCUAAGCUUCGUCUCUUCCAGCAGUCAAGCAAAUCCAAGUCAUCAUUCAACUCGUCAAGAGAAAAGUUGAAUUCGGGAAUGAAAUAUCGCAUCCAGUUGUAAUUUUUUCAAAGCUGGACCAAUUAAGUCUAAACCUUUUUUGCUGAUUUAACAUUUUUAUUUUUAUUAAUAGAGUUCAAUCAGAGUGAAUAACUUCUCGUAGAGCAAAUUUAAUAUUUUAACAAAAAAUCAAAUGUGGGAUAUUCACGUGCUAAGUUAGCUUAUAGGUUCUGCUGCUGCUUGCUUGGCAUGUGAAUAUCCCCCAAUAUCAUUUACAUUACUGCGAAAAUAAUGUUUGUAUCAAGUCUAACUCUUUAUCUAAAUUUUGUUUCAAGAUUCAAGAUGCUAUCUUUUUUUUUUUUAAUAGAGCUUGAAAUAAUCCUUGAUGAAGCAACAACUACUCUAAAAUGUUAUAAGCAAUACAGCUGCUCGUCAGUGCCUUUAAACGUUUGAUAUAAAAAAGUGGUGGAACUUGGUAAAAUCAAAUGCCUUACAUGCUGUGUCAAAUCUAAAAACCCAAAAAGCAUGCCUAUUGGCGUAAUUAUUAUUGAGAUAUUCUUCAAUUUUUAAUAAAACCUUAUUUAGCAUAAUAUUUAAUACUGCACAUUUGAUUUGAUCAUGUUCAAACUCGGUGUCAGUCUGUGCGUGCCUGUUUACUGCAUCAUACACUUUUGUGUAAUCAAUUAAAUCCUGUUCCUUUAGGUCAUUAUUUUAGUUCAGUUGAUAUAAGUAUUAAUACUCUUUAUUAAUAAACACUUGACGAUUUCA
Messenger RNA from Neocloeon triangulifer, 4134 nucleotides. RefSeq names its product angiomotin-like. NCBI's taxonomy places the organism in Eukaryota, Metazoa, Arthropoda, Insecta, Ephemeroptera, Baetidae. Bases 280 to 3429 code for a protein of 1049 amino acids. Gene Ontology annotation, biological process: actin cytoskeleton organization; regulation of cell migration. The record is from RefSeq and is a predicted model, not a curated record. The transcript is spliced from 9 exons. Gene Ontology annotation, cellular component: plasma membrane; cytoplasmic vesicle; bicellular tight junction.